Molecule: messenger RNA, 1032 nt
Organism: Metarhizium acridum CQMa 102
Lineage: Eukaryota; Fungi; Ascomycota; Sordariomycetes; Hypocreales; Clavicipitaceae
Product: AdoMet-homocysteine methyltransferase
Biological process (GO): S-methylmethionine cycle
Molecular function (GO): S-adenosylmethionine-homocysteine S-methyltransferase activity
Source: RefSeq, a predicted model, not a curated record
AUGAAGCGUAUACUCCUCUUGGACGGUGGCCUCGGCACGUCCCUCGAGCAAAAAUACAACUUGAAAUUCAACUCAUCCAAACCUCUCUGGUCGUCCGACCUCCUCGUCUCCGACCCCAACACACUCCUCAAAUGCCAAAGCGAUUUCGGAGCCAUCCCGGUCGACAUUCUUCUCACGGCAACCUAUCAAGUCUCCAUUGAGGGAUUUGCCGGCACCAAAUCGCCCAGAUUUCCCGACGGGAUCUCAUCAUUGGACAUUCCUCAGUUCUUAGAAACUGCCGUGGAAGUCGCGGAAAACGCCACGCGGGAGCAUCAUGGCACCGUGGCACUAAGCCUUGGUCCCUACGGGGCGUGCAUGAUCCCGAGCCAGGAGUACAGCGGGAAAUAUGACGACGCGCACAAUUCACAAGAAGCGCUGUACGACUGGCACCGAGAGAGAAUGCAACUAUUCAGCAGAGUGCAGGGCUUGGCCUCUCGGAUUGGAUACAUAUCCAUGGAGACGAUUCCUCGAGCAGACGAGAUCGCUUCCAUGCGCAGGGCGCUUGACCAGGUGCCGGAACUGGCGGGCGUACCAUUCUGGAUGUCGUGCUUGUACCCGGGAGACAACCAACGUCUACCUAGUGGCGAGUCUCCGGAAGCCGCCCUGCGAGCAAUGUUUGACCCCCGAGUGGCGAAAUCGGUUCCGUGGGGCGUGGGCAUCAACUGCGCCAAGGUGUGGAAAUUGACGCCGCUGUUGAAACAGUACGAAUCAGUAGUCCACGCGUUGGUACAGGAUGGGACAUUGCCUGAAUGGCCGGCACUGGUUCUAUAUCCCGACGGGACAAAUGGGGAGGCGUACAACACUGUCACGCAAGAAUGGGAAGUUGCCGAUGAUGCAGAGGACGUGACCAGGGUGCCCUGGGAGGAACAGCUCGCCGAGGCUGUGAGAGGAACAGAGGCUAGAGGGAAAUGGAAGCAGAUUGUGGUGGGCGGGUGCUGUAUGGCUAGUUCGCAGGAUAUAGCACGGCUCCGACAGGCUCUGCCAACGGCCUGA